Messenger RNA from Astyanax mexicanus (Mexican tetra), 742 nucleotides. It is a transcript of the gene mrps24, whose product is annotated as mitochondrial ribosomal protein S24. Gene Ontology annotation, biological process: translation. The coding region runs from base 101 to 616 and encodes 171 amino acids. The transcript is spliced from 4 exons. The record is from RefSeq and is a predicted model, not a curated record. Gene Ontology annotation, cellular component: mitochondrion. NCBI's taxonomy places the organism in Eukaryota, Metazoa, Chordata, Actinopteri, Characiformes, Acestrorhamphidae.
UGGGUUGGUGUGUGGGUGAGGAGCCGCUAGGGGGCGGCAGUGAAGCUCCGCUGCGGUACAGGAAGCGGGUGAUGGUCGCUGGUGGUCAUGUGCAGCAGCCAUGGCGGCGUCCUUCAGCAGCCAGAGGAGAUUAUUAACAACUCUGUGUAGUCAGUUGAAUGGUGCACUAUGGCUGAACUCUGGAGUGAGGAGCAUCCACUCUACAGCAGUCUGUAAUAAGAAUCGUGCUGCUCGUAUCCGUGUGGGUAAAGGGGACCGGCCGAUGACGUAUGAGGAGGCUCUGCCCCCCCACCAGAUCGCUCACAGGAAGGGAUGGCUCUCCCAUCAUACAAGUAAUCUGAAUGGAGAGCACGGCACUGCAGAUCGAACAGUAGAAGACGCCUUCAUCCGACGCUUCAUAUACGGCACGUUUCACAGGUGCCUGGCGAAUGAACUGGUUAUUAAGCGCAGAGGAAACAUGCUGAUCAUCUCUGCUUUAAUGUUCCAGAAGAUGCCUCCUCGUAAAUAUUAUUUCUUUAUUGGCUACACUGAGGAACUGCUCUCGCACUUCUAUAAAUGUCCUGUGAAGAUGGAGAUCCAGACGGUGGAGGAGAAAGUGGUGUAUAAAUAUCUCUAACCUCUCGUGUGUUUGGUUAAUGUUUUGUAAUGGAGGGAGGAUCGGAACUCACAGCUGUGUUUCUUUUUCAGUUCAAACUGUUUGUGUUAUAAAUAUCAUGUGAAUAUAAAGGUUUAAAAUAUGAAA